Molecule: messenger RNA, 1297 nt
Organism: Toxorhynchites rutilus septentrionalis
Lineage: Eukaryota; Metazoa; Arthropoda; Insecta; Diptera; Culicidae
Product: mitochondrial thiamine pyrophosphate carrier-like
Exons: 2
Coding region: 243-1184 (313 amino acids)
Biological process (GO): thiamine pyrophosphate transmembrane transport
Cellular component (GO): mitochondrial inner membrane
Molecular function (GO): thiamine transmembrane transporter activity
Source: RefSeq, a predicted model, not a curated record
CAUACUCACUGAUUGUGUUUACCGUAUGAUACCGUGUUUACGCUGUUAUCAAUAACCAAAAUAAAACCGUGCAUUUGUAGGUAUAGUUGCGUGUGACUUCAAAACAUUACGAGAUUCAAGCAAGCUGCUGUAGUAAUUGCUUGUUCGAAGACACAUCUUCAAAUAAUGCUCAAAAACAUACGCAGUUGCUAAAAGCUGUUACUUCGCGUGAUGCCCACGGAAAAUUGUUUUCAUCACAAUAUAUGGAUCGCCAGAAGGAGCAACAAGCGCAUUACGCCGGCCUAGCCGGAGGUCUAACAGGAUGUAUAACGCGUUGUAUUUGUCAGCCGCUGGAUGUGCUUAAAAUUCGCCUCCAACUGCAAGUGGAACCGAUUACUACGGCUUCUCAAAUCUCCAAAUAUCGUUCGCUUGCCCAGUCGGUUGCUUGUAUCUAUAAAGAGGAAGGACUGUUAGCCUUCUGGAAGGGCCAUAACCCAGCCCAGGUACUAUCGCUAGUGUAUGGGGUUGCCCAGUUCUCGUUCUAUGAGCGCUUCAAUGGAGUUCUGCGUGAUAUAGCGCUUUUCGAAGGGCAUGAUCGUACCAGAAAUUUUGUGGGUGGAGCAUGUAGUGGUUCUUUUGCCGCAAUGAUUAUUAUGCCACUAGACGUGAUACGGACCCGACUUGUGUCGCAGGAUCCGGGAAAAGGAUACAGAAAUGGAUUCCAAGCAGCCGGAUUGAUAUAUCGAACGGAGGGUAUUCGAGGAUUGUACCGGGGACUGGGACCUGCGUUGCUGCAGAUUGCGCCCCUCACGGGUGGACAAUUCAUGUUCUAUAAUCUGUUCGGUGGAGUUAUCAAACGAAUCGAGAGACUCCCGGAAGACAGCAUGCUCCAGCCAGUGGAAUUGUUCUUUUGCGGAGGCUUGGCGGGAUUGUGCACAAAAUUGCUGGUGUAUCCUUUGGAUCUCACCAAGAAGCGCCUCCAAAUACAGGGUUUCUCUGCAAACCGACAAACAUUCGGACAGCAUUUCGUGUGUACUCACAUGCUUCAGUGCUUUUACCAGGUUUGCCUUCGAGAAGGUUUUGGCGGGUUGUAUAAAGGACUUGCUCCUUCACUGCUAAAAGCUGGUGUAACAAAUGCGUUUUAUUUCGCUAUUUACGACCAACUGCUGUCGUUGUUCAACAAAGGUUUUCACAAAACACUUUAGUUCAUUCUGUUUUUGUUUAGCUAGGAGAUUACAAUGGAUCCGCACAAGUUGUUAAUUGUUUAUAUUACGAUCAAGAUUCAUUAAAGGCACUAGGGAAUAGUGCAGAUUUAUAA